AAAAAAAAAUUAUGCCAAAUGAAGUUUGAUUUAAUUUUCUAAUAUUUUUAAAUAUUAUAAUUUUUAUACUAAGAAGUUUUGAGUUUUGAUUUUUUUUAAAAUAAUAAUAAAUUUUAUUUAUUCAUUUGAAAUUUAUUUGCUUAAUAAAAAAAAAUUUAAAAUAAACAUGUAUAAUUUUUUUUAAAAAAAUCAGAUUUAAAAUUUUAUAUUUUAUAAUUAUAAAUUUUUUUCUUUUGUUUUUCAAAAUUAUUGAAAACAACUGAAAAUAAAAAAAAAAAUCGUAUGUUGUUAUGAAUUUUUUAAAAUAAUUUUUUAUUUUUAAAAACAAAAAUUUGUUUUUAAAUUAUAAAACAGAUUGUACCUUUUUGUUUUUUGGUUUUAAAAAUGAUAAAUAAAACUAGGCCUUUUUCCUUUUUCUUUUUUUUUUCUUUUUUUCUAAAAAGCUAUUUUAUUUUAUGGCAUUUUCAAAUAAUUAUUUAAUUAUUUUGUACUUAAUUUUAAUUUAUAAAACACUGCUAACUGUAAAAGACCGUGGAGUUGGGAACCGCAAUAUGCUAUGUAAAAGCACAGCCACUCGUGGGAAGAAGAUGGAGAAGACGGAGAAGAAGAAACCAGAAACGUAAUCCAAACGCCAUGAAAUGAGAUUAUAAAACACCACCUCAUGAACAUGCAUGGAAUCACUCUUCCCUUAGCCCUGCAGCUCCAUUUUUCUCCUCCUCUUUUCUACCUACAAAAUCUACCCAAAUCUUCAUUACCCAUUUCCAGAAUUGCCUCUGCACCCCAUUUCAAUCCUCUCUUUUUCACUCCAAAUCGCAGAAACAAUGGUAAGAAUAAGAGGAGGAAUAGUACUCUUUUGAAGGCGAGUCGCAGAGAGUCUCCGUAUGAGGUGUUGGGGGUUUCUCCUUCUGCUAGUCCUGAUCAGAUCAAGAGGGCUUAUCGGAAACUCGCUUUGAAGUAUCAUCCCGAUGUCAAUAAAGAGGCAAAUGCACAGGAGAAAUUUAUGAGGAUAAAGCAUGCAUACAAUGCAUUGAUGAACUCUGAAUCUCGGAGGAAAUAUGACUCUGGAAGUCGUGCAUCCAACUAUACCUAUUCUAAUGCCGAAAGAAACCAAAGCAGGGAUACCCAAGAAGAAGAGUUCUAUGGAUUUGAGGACUUCUUUAGGGAUCUUCAAGAAGAAUUCCGGAACUGGGAAGCCAGUGCUGCUUCACAAGGGAAGCCAAAGAGCCUGUGGGAGGAAUUAGCGGAAAUUGGUGAAGAGUUUGUGGAAUUUUUAGAGAAAGAGCUCAACAUCACUGACUCGGAAGUUGAAGCAGAGGAAUAUGGAGGGUCUCAGAAGGCAAAUCCAUUUACAAGUUCUGAAACAGGGACGACAGGAGGUGGUGGUCAAAGUAAAGGCGGUCAAGGGAGCAGCAUUGAAGAAAAUAUUGAUGAGAUCGAAGCUACUCUUGCUAAGUUGAAAAAGGAAUUGGGCCUAUAGGAGGAAAUGCAGCUGCAUUAAAUCCUUAGAAGAUAUAAAUCCGAAAGACAAGUUCUUUGUCGUGUUGGAAUGAGUAGAAAAAUGGCUGAUUAGUGGAAAUCCAGCUUACAUAACUAUAGUCCAAUUCUUUGAAGGCCUCAUUCAUCACAGAGAAGAGUUAUGAAUGAAGGUUCUCUCAGCUGUAAGUCAUUGAAGCACAAAAGCAUGAAGUAAUCAUCACUUAAGAUAUGGGCUUAUACAUCUGUUUUCCUCUGUAAACAAAGCUCUCCAUCACCUACGAUUGAAUCCUUGACGAUUUCCAUUGGGGUCUCUGUCCUUUCAAGCAUCAGUCUUUCUGCGAACAAUGUCGACGAAUUCUCUGUGCAGCACUCUGAUGAUCUGUAUUGAAUUAUUCAUCCUUUCCUACCAAUAAAUGGCUUGAGCUUGGUUCCAAA
This is a messenger RNA of Vitis vinifera (wine grape), 1911 nucleotides long. RefSeq lists its product as uncharacterized. The record is from RefSeq and is a predicted model, not a curated record. Gene Ontology annotation, cellular component: cytoplasm. Lineage: Eukaryota; Viridiplantae; Streptophyta; Magnoliopsida; Vitales; Vitaceae. The transcript is spliced from 4 exons. Gene Ontology annotation, biological process: protein refolding. The coding region runs from base 662 to 1477 and encodes 271 amino acids.